CUAACGAUCUAACCUCGCCGGUGUUCCUUUGACGCUGUUUAGCAGUUUAUCAAAAAAAGUGCUUAUAUAUAUUGUUUAAACAAUUAGUUUAAAAAAGUUUUGUUUAAAAUAGACAAAUAAAUUUACAAAAUGAGCGGAAUUGGAGGAAAUACAUCUCGUCUUGUUGGCACAGCAAAAUAUGUUACAAUUAAUCAAACACAAUGUCUACGUAGAUCCAUGUCAAACUUGGCAAAUCAAUCAAAUAAUAUUACCAGAAAUUCAGCUACACAAGUUAAAUCAAAUGAUCUUUCUAGUUGUCAAUAUGCAGGAAAACAACAAGAUACUCAAGCUAAAAUAGCAUCAGCUAAAUAUUGGAACAUUAUGAGUGCUGCUGCAAACAAAAUAUCAUCAAUAGCUGAAAUUUUUAAAAAUAAAAUUACUGCUGAGGAAGAAGAAGAAGAAGAAAAACCAUUAACAUCAAACGUUGGUAAAUUUAAUUUAUCACUCUAUGGUGGUACUGUCACAUUGAAAGCACGAGGAAUUGAUGAAACAUACUGUUGGGAUGCUCCACUUAACAUUGAAGGUGACAAAGAAUUGAUGGAAAAUUUACAGAAUACAAUUGCUGUUAAAGGUGAAGUAAAAGUUGGUAAAUUUAAUUUAUUAUUCGAUAAUGAUAAAUUAACAUUAAAAGUACGAGGAAGAAAUAAAAGUUUUAUUUUCAAUCACAAACUUGACAUUACUGAAAAAUCGGCUAAAGAUUUACAGAAAAAAAACGAUACUAGUAUAUUUUUUCCACAAGAUAAACAUUUUAUUGUAUCGGCUUAUGAUACUAAAUACACAAUAAAAACAGAAGAAGCUGAACAAACUGUAGUUCCCAAGCUUCGAAAUAAGAAUGGAUAUUCAACAAAUCUAAGUACAAAUGGCUCACCUAUCGAAGAAUUUAUCGAAGAAAAUCAAAUAGGAAUAAAAACAAAAGAAAAUGAUAAAACUUUUGUUUUGAAGCACACGGUUAACAUGAAAGUCAAUGAUGAAAAACCGUCUGAAAAUUUAAAUAAUGCUGUUGAAAAUUUUCUAAAAAUUUUCAGAAGAAAUGAUAAAUUUGAAAUAAUUAUUAACAGCGGCGUGGUUAUACUAAGCACACAAGAAAAUGAUGAAAGUAUGGGUUUCGAAAAUUCACUUCGCUUUGUAGUUGAAAUGAAUAGUCAAAUAUUACAUACUGGUUUUCACUUCGGCUUCAAAUGUAGUGAACCUUAUGUUUUGGCAAAAUAA
This is a messenger RNA of Aphidius gifuensis, 1248 nucleotides long. RefSeq lists its product as uncharacterized. The coding region runs from base 130 to 1248 and encodes 372 amino acids. NCBI's taxonomy places the organism in Eukaryota, Metazoa, Arthropoda, Insecta, Hymenoptera, Braconidae. The record is from RefSeq and is a predicted model, not a curated record. The transcript is spliced from 7 exons.